CGUCUGAUGAUAGCUAAUACGCGCAUCAAUCAAUGGCGUUCAUGUGCUAGAGGCUUUUUGCUCGAGCAUUGGUGGUAUCUGUUCACCAUCAUGUCAUCGAGGAAAAUUCAGCGCCUUGGCAUUGCACCACCGGUCAUAGAACGACUUCACAGACAUGGAGUUUUCUCAUGUCAGGACCUUUUGUCCAAGACUCGACUGGAACUCUUAAAGAUGACGGGAGUGACUAACUCACAGCUUACAAACAUCUUGCUGGUUGCCAGUCGGGCUUGUUUACCUAGACAAACAACGGCACUAUCCAUGUAUGAUGCAGCUGGCCGCGAGGAGUGUCCUGCCUUCUUCAAGACCUCUCUAGGACAGCUUGAUCAAGUCUUACACGGUGGGUUACCAGCGGGGACUAUUUCUGAGAUUGCAGGACCUCCAGGAUGUGGCAAGACUCAGUUCUGUAUCAUGCUCAGCGUGUUGGCCACCCUGCCGGCAGCCAUGGGUGGCCUGGACGGGGCAGUGGCCUACAUUGACACAGAGUCGGCAUUUUCAGCAGAGAGACUAGUUGAAGUAGCCCGAUGCCGCUUCCCUGUUCACUUCAGCUGCGAUGAGGCGUAUAUUGCCUUGACCAGCAGGAUUCAUGUUUACCAGGAAUCCACGUGUUGCAGCCUCCUGGCAAGACUGCAGAAUCUUGAGGAGGACCUCAUCACCAAAGGCAUCCGGCUAAUUGUUUUGGAUUCGGUGGCAUCUCUUGUCCGCAAGGAGUUUGACAGCAGCCUCCGGGGCAAUCUCAUAGAAAGAACCAACCUCUUGUCUAAGCAAGCUGCCAUUCUCAAGUACCUGGCGGAGGCAUUCUCCAUUCCGGUGGUUGUGACCAACCAGAUAACCACAAGGCUCAGAGCUCAGCAUUCUGCAUGUCAGGGAUCAACGGAUGAAGCAGGAACCCUGGAUGGAGGGGCAGACAGUGGUGUAGGAGGGUCUUAUGUCAUGGCAGCCCUGGGCAACACAUGGAGUCACAACGUCAACACCAGGCUGAUUCUCCAGUACCUGGAUGAGACUAGACGAGAGCUGUUUCGUCAGUGAGCAGAAGUCAUAGCUGGGAUGUUGGUUCAACGAGAUUUUGAGAUUGGAACAGUCAAAAUGAAAUAUGCAGCACAACUGCAGGAUCACAGGAUAACCAGAACAGGAACAAAAAAAUCUGACUAAAUAACCCACUUGUCUAGUUCUCUCCAGUGUUGUUUCUUUAUGGUCAUCCAGUCGUUUAGUCAGCCUUGACAAGUCUUUCUCUUUGAUUCAGGUUGUGCUAGAUUUACGCUUGUCUUUAGAGGAAAGUUUAUUCAAGGUGUCAUUUUUCCAUGUUUUUCUCCCAAAGGUCAAAGCGUCUGUGGAAUGGUAAAAGUAUUCAGUAGUUUCAAUUCAUUUAAAUCCUUAAAAGAUGGAAAUCAAGUGAAAUUGUUUGUUGAAAUUCCUACCAUACUCCCCGUGUUUCAUGUUAAUUUUGCUGUAGAAUAUUUCAACCUCAUCUUAAAAUUUGGAUUGGUCUCUUGAUAUGUUCCGUGGUAUUAGUUCACCUUUCCAUUGGACCCUUACCUUUUUUCCUUCUUUUUUUUGAAUAUGGGCUCCUACAAAAUUAGCUGAAAGCAGUUAAUAAAUAAAAGACUCAAAGCACUGUGAACAAGUCGGCCAAACUUGAAAUUAUUUAAUGAAAUCAGAACAAAUGGGUUUUAAGAGUGCUUCACAUUUUCAGCCAAAUACCUUCAUUGACGGGAAAGUGUUGAUGGUACCAGAGCAUACUACUUGCAAAGCAUCGAGUCUUUGCAGAUUCAUUAGAACCAUGCAAAAUAUUCAUCGGAACCAUGGAAAAUCACACAAGAAAUUUUGCCAUUCUUGUGUUCUAUUCUGCAGAGUUUAUUGUCAGUACAGCAACUUUACUGCAUUUUACAAAUUGGAAUUCACACCUCUGUUGAGAUACAUAUUUCUGAAAAUAAAACUAGCCAUAUUUGGACAAAUCAUAGGGAUAUUCAAUCCCAGUUGUAUGUGUGUGUGGGAGUACUGUGUGUUGGUUCAGUUUCCAGAGCUGAAUGGCUGUUGUCAUGAUCUAAAAUCAGUAACUACGGAGGAGUCAAUAACCUUAUGGUCAAGCCGCCUGAGUCCCGUCAGCUCUCUCCUCCCUCCCCCUUGCGUCUCUCUCGCUGUAUACAGAUUGAACCAUAUGCUCGCCAAAGGUGUUCGUCAUUACUAUUUUGACAAAUGCAGUGACAUUUAAUCAUGGACAGUUCCAUUUGGAAGCGUAAGUGAUGUUUGUUGUAAAACUUCAGGUAACAACAGAUAAAAGAAAUAUUUACUUUGUAAAUAGUGUACAAACUAUUUGUUAAAACAAUACUACAGUAGAAAGCUGUCAAAAGGCUUUGAAUGUAUCGAUGCUUCUAUUUAUGUUUUUGGAAGAGUUACGGGGAUACACACAUGUUUGUUCUGGCUCUGUUCCAAACUUGAUAGAAGUUUACAUCUCAUCUUAAAUAUGUUCAGUCAACAUCACAUAAUUAUUACAUUAUUCCUCAUUAGAGGGUUUGAACUUCCAUUUUUUUAGAAAGAUAUUGCUGGCAUCAAACCAGACCUUUAAUGACAAGUACAAAUGUUCAGGUUGCAUUCGUUGCAUGAAAAGCAUUUUGUUUCAGACCUUUCUUUCUCCUGGAAUGGUAGAAGUU
This is a messenger RNA of Acanthaster planci (crown-of-thorns starfish), 2687 nucleotides long. It is a transcript of the gene rad51b, whose product is annotated as RAD51 paralog B. Gene Ontology annotation, cellular component: Rad51B-Rad51C-Rad51D-XRCC2 complex; replication fork. The record is from RefSeq and is a predicted model, not a curated record. Gene Ontology annotation, biological process: double-strand break repair via homologous recombination. Gene Ontology annotation, molecular function: single-stranded DNA binding; ATP-dependent DNA damage sensor activity; ATP binding. Lineage: Eukaryota; Metazoa; Echinodermata; Asteroidea; Valvatida; Acanthasteridae.